AUGGCAGCAGCACGUGGCGUCUGGGGCAAUGAACCACUCGUCGGACAAGUCCUGUCGUUUCUGGAUAGCCAUGCGCUCGGGAUGGCCGAGUGCGUGUGUGCUACAUGGUGUCAUGUGGCAAGCGACAUGAAGUUGUGGUCGCGGCUGUGUCUGGCAUCGCGACGCUGCCUUGUCGGGUCGGCGACUCGCGCGCUGCAUGACCAGGUUGGAGCCAAGCGGUACAUGCACCUCGUCGAGUCGCGGCGAAAGCACCACGAGCUACGUCAACACGACUUGCGAUCGCUCGUGGAAUCGGACUUGUGGACACGCAUCAUUGUUCAGGAAAAGUGGCUUGCCCGCGUUCACAUGGCGUUCGCAAUCGACGUCGUCAUUCCACGCAUGGAAGCAGGACCCAGCGUUGCCCACAUUUUGGGAUCGUUCGCGCAAGUGCUCGACGAUGCGUUUGAUGAACUGGCCCUGUCUCGCGAGAUGCUUUUGAAGGCUGUGGCCAUGAACGAGUCUGCCUGGAUCACGCAUCACUUGGCUCUCCUGUCCGAGAAACGCCAAGACUUUGAUGAAGCAGAGAUGUGGUUUCGUCGAGGGUAUGACCAAAACAACACAUACGUCCCCAACGUGCUCAACUUUGCUGUGUUCAUGGAAGAGCGGCGCAUGCAAUACGAUGCCGCGGACGAACUGUACCAGCAUGCGCUGCUUCACGCGGUAGCGCCAGUGCACCGCCUCGAUGUGUAUUUCGCCAUGGGCGAUUUCUACUUGCUCAAACAGCGCGACAUCGGUCGAACCCGAAAAGUGCUGAGCCAGGCCUACGAAUUCCUCAAACGCAUUGCCGAUGUCGAUGGUGUUGCCGGCAGGGAUGUCAAGGUCGCCAUCCAAUACGCCGAGUUCCUCGUGUACGUCUGCCAAGACUAUGCCGCGGCCGCCGCCAUCUUUAAGGUUGUGCUGCGCCGUUGGAUGUUUGAGCGGGGCCGAAAGAGUGGCGUGCACCCAGAUGUAGCGGUGUUUCUUCAGAUAGGACUGUUGAGCUAUGCGAUCUGUGUGGUGUUCGCGACCCGCAACCAAGCGAUGGCCCUCCAGAUCGUAGAGUACUCUGCCGCAGUCGAGCAGUGCAUCCUCACCCAGCGUUCCCAUCCACUCCCAACGUCGUCGUCGCAACGAGUUGUUGCCCGAUACAAGCUGACAGCAGCAGUCGUCGUGCAGCAUGCGACCGAUCUGUGCCGACCCCUGACCUGUAAGGAGGACGUCGACAGUCUUGCUCCACUCAUGGGGUUGCUGUAUUAUCUCGACGGCAACACCACUGAUGCCAUGGCGCUUUGGGCAGCGUACUUUCGCAGGCUCUCCAACGUCCACAGCCCCGAGUAUGCCUUUGCGGGGUUUUGCACGGGGGCGGUGCUGCACAUCGCAAACAAGCCCGAGGCAGCGGCAAAGGCCAUUGCACGAGCUUUCGCCGUCGACGCGCACAGCCUUCAGUUCCAAAACCUGGACCUCGUGCUUCGGGAAGUCGCUGAAGGCAACGCAACGUCAACCGAUCACGUGGAUCGACGUCAACGUGCGUUGGCAUGUCGUGACGUGCUCGUGUCGUACCUCCUCGCGCAUCAAGCUGGGUCCUUGGCACUUGGCCAGUGUGUCACUCACCGUCGCAUGGAGUGAGUAUGUUCUCCACUUGGGAGAACCUGAAGCCAUCCCCGAGACAUGGUCGGUUGUGC
Messenger RNA from Aphanomyces invadans, 1700 nucleotides. RefSeq lists its product as hypothetical. The record is from RefSeq and is a predicted model, not a curated record. Bases 1 to 1644 code for a protein of 547 amino acids. Gene Ontology annotation, molecular function: protein binding. NCBI's taxonomy places the organism in Eukaryota, Oomycota, Saprolegniomycetes, Saprolegniales, Verrucalvaceae. The transcript has 6 exons.